GACAGCAUUCAAGCAGAGAAUAUAAACCUAGAACCGAGAGGAGAAACUACAUCCGCAUUAACAUGAUUGCAAAGAUUUGUGUCAUCCUCCUUCUGUUUGUUGCCACUGGCAACGCACAGACCACUGCAGCAACAACCACAGCUGCAGCAACAACUGCAGCAGCAGCAACAACUAUGGCUGCAGCAACAACCACAGCCGCGCCAACAACCACAGCUGCAGCAACAACCGCAGCAGCAGCAACAACUACGGCUGCAGCAACAACUACUGCUGCACCAACAACCACGGCCGCACCAACAACCACAGCUGCAGCAACAACCACCACGGCCGCACCAACAACCACAGCUGCAGCAACAACUGCGGCCACCGCAACAACAACUACUGCUGCACCAACAACCAUGGCUGCAGCACCAACUGCAGCUGCCACAACAACCAAGGCUGCAUCAACUGUGGCUGCAACAACCACGGCUGCAGCACCAACCACAUUGGCAGCAGCAACCACAGCUGCAGCAACAACUGCAGCUGCCACAACAACCAAGGCUGCAUCAACUGUGGCUGCAGCAACCACGGCUGCAGCACCAACCACAGUGGCAGCAGCAACCACAGCUGCAGCAACAACUGCAGCUGCUGCAACAACCAUGGCUGCAGCACCAACCACAAUGGCAGCAACCACAAUGGCAGCAACCACAGCGGCAGCAGCAACCACGGCGGCAGCAGCAGCAACUACAGUGGCAACCACUGUCUCCUCCUCCUCCCUCAUCAACCAAAUCAGUCUCAUUUCAGUUGUUGUGGCUGUGAUGACACAUGUGCUUCGCUCAUGUUGUUGAAGGUGCUAAGAGCAGUUCUUAUCCUGUGAAUGAAGUCAUAAAAAUUGAAAGAUUUGUUUGAAGUUUUUAGAUGCUGUAAAUAAGC
Messenger RNA from Epinephelus moara (kelp grouper), 909 nucleotides. RefSeq names its product integumentary mucin C.1-like. Bases 63 to 824 code for a protein of 253 amino acids. The record is from RefSeq and is a predicted model, not a curated record. NCBI's taxonomy places the organism in Eukaryota, Metazoa, Chordata, Actinopteri, Perciformes, Serranidae. The transcript is spliced from 3 exons.